Spirometra erinaceieuropaei is the source of this 1173-nucleotide messenger RNA. Lineage: Eukaryota; Metazoa; Platyhelminthes; Cestoda; Diphyllobothriidea; Diphyllobothriidae. The record is from the annotation of a GenBank genome assembly.
AUGCAGCUGCGCUGGAGCGGCCACCUGGUGCGCAUGGACGACGAGCGACAACCCAAACGACUCUUCUACGGAGACGUCGCGACGGGUUCUCGCCGUCAAGGAGGCCAGAUUCGCCGCUACAAGGAUACCCUGAAGUCCUCCCUGAAGCGCCUGCAAAUCAACCCGACCAACUGGGAAGAGCUCGCACUCGAUCGACCGACCUGGAGGAGGACAGUGAAGACAGGCGCUGCGAUCUACGAAGCCAAUCGCAUAGCCGCCGCCAAGGCGAAACGCGAUGCCCGCAAAUCACAACCUCGCCCAGUACGCAACGCCGCCGCACAAUCUCUCCCUACGUGUCCUCGAUGUCAACGGACAUUCCGGGCACGAAUCGGACUUGUUGGACAUCUUCGGACCAACUGCGCCUCUCGAACUGCACCAACCAUCCUCCCCCCGCCCGCCUUUGCCUCCCCGCCGCCGCCAACUAACUCUGACAAUUCUUCUGAACCACCACUUCCAUCCUCCUCCUCCUCCUCCUCCUCCUCCUCAUCCUCCUCCUCCCCCUCCCCCACUGCCCCAGCGGCGGCCGCACAGGCGGCCGUCUCGCACAUCAACCCCGACACAACAACCGACACCACCCCCACCUCUCCCGAUUCCAGUAAUGAGGAUCAGGACUACACCUGCCCUCACUGCGGUCGCAUCUUCACCUCACGCAUCGGCCUGGUCGGUCACUUGCGAAUCGAUCGCACAGAGACUGGCGAACCAGUGCCUGGAGCACCAACCUACACCCCCCGCACUCGCCUUCACUGCCCACACUGCCCUCGCACCUUCCGGCAUCGCAUGGGCCUAUUCGGCUACAUGCGCAUCCACGAGAGCGGAAUUGACCACAAUUCCGAUACACCAACCACACCCAUCAUGCUCAGCACCACCCUCCCACCAUCCGUCUGCACCAACGCCUCCUCUGUGGCUGACACUGACACCGCCGAAAUCACGUGUCCACACUGUCCACGCACACUCACCUCACGCAUCGGCCUGGUCGGUCACUUGCGAAUCCAUCGCACAGAGACUGGAGAACCAGUGCCUGGAGCACCAACCUACAUCCACCAAGCUCGACUCAACUGCCCACACUGUCCCCGCAAUUUCAGGCACCGCAUGGGUGUAUUCGGUCACAUGCGCAUCCACGACGACCUGCUGUAG